UCUGUUCCCCCAAAAAAAAAAAAAAAAAAAAAAGCGCCCGAACGGAUAAGGGAAAGAAAAACACGUUGAGACAUUUUCAGGAGGAGAUUCUACUCCUUGAAGUCCUUGCCCUUCAAUCUUGCUAUCUUGUACUGGGGGACUGAGUGAAAAAACCUACAUGAUUCUGUGAUUUGCAGAGAGAAAAAAUGUCGAUUCUUUCAAUGUCUUCUUCGAUUCAUUCAAUUGGGUACUUAUCCCACAAGCCCAAUUCAGCUUCCACCCUCAAACGAAGCUCACUCCUCACUUCUUCUUUCCUCUCACCACCAUCGACAUCGUUGGCUGCUCAGUUCUCGAAGAAGACAAACUUUCAUGUUCUGAUCAACACCAAGGGCAAGAAACGGAUGGGGGUCACAGUCAUGAGCAUGGAGGCUGGCAUUGGAGUUAUGGCCACCAAGCUCGGCAUGAUGAGCUUCUUCGAGCCGGACGGGAAGGUCGUCCCUGUCACUGUCGUGGGCUUCAGAGAAGGAAACAUUGUGACCCAGGUGAAGACCCAGGCCACCGACGGCUACGACGCCGUUCAGGUUGGAUACCGUAGGGUCAGAGACAAGAAGCUCACAAAACCCGAGCUGGGUCAUUUAGAGAAGGCUGGAGCGAUUCCAAUGCGCCAUCUCCAGGAGUUCCGGCUUCAGUCUGUUGAGGGCUUUGAGUCUAACCAGAGGCUUGUCUUCGAGGAGCUCUUUAAGGAGGGUGACCUUGUUGAUGUCUCCGGAACCACCAUUGGAAAGGGUUUCCAAGGUGGAAUCAAGCGCCACAAUUUCAAAAGGGGUCCAAUGACCCAUGGUUCCAAGAGUCAUAGAGCCCUGGGAUCUAUUGGAGCUGGAACGACACCAGGAAGAGUAUAUAAGGGAAAGAAGAUGCCUGGUAGGAUGGGAGGAACAAAGAGGAAGAUCAGGAAGCUGAGGAUUGUUAAAAUUGACAGCGACCUAAAUGUUGUAAUGAUCAAAGGUGCAGUCCCUGGUAAGCCAGGAAAUCUUCUUCGUAUAGCUCCAGCUAAAAUUGUAGGGAAGAACAUUCCCAAAAAUUAGUUCAAUUUACUUCUCUAUGACUUUUUGUAGUUUUGUAUAUCUUUCUUUUCUUCUGUCAAUUCAUUAAUGUACUUUUUUUUGCCUGGAGCAAUUUAUUUUCUGAUUGCCAA
Molecule: messenger RNA, 1174 nt
Organism: Ziziphus jujuba (common jujube)
Lineage: Eukaryota; Viridiplantae; Streptophyta; Magnoliopsida; Rosales; Rhamnaceae
Product: large ribosomal subunit protein uL3c
Exons: 2
Coding region: 186-1064 (292 amino acids)
Biological process (GO): translation
Cellular component (GO): chloroplast envelope; ribosome
Molecular function (GO): structural constituent of ribosome
Source: RefSeq, a predicted model, not a curated record